GCUAAAAACCGAUACUGCUCAUCAGACAUCCCACAUCCCUAGUGUUAAAAAAAUAAAACGUCACUGUCAUUAGUGUCAUUUCAUAUUAGUAACGCGAGUGGUGUGGGUUGCAAUUACAUGGGAUCGGCGUGUUGAUUCUAUUGUUUUGAACGUAUAUUUGUUGGUGAUGGGGCCGCUGACCCCGUGUGGCUGCUGCCAGCUGCGCGCCGCGGACAAGGAGCUGCAGGCGCCGUACACCCGGCUCGGCGCGACCGAGGUCUACGCCCACAUGCUCCGAGAAUGCUUCGGCAUUCACGUGGCACUGAGCAGUGAAGACUCUUAUGGGAUCUGCUCGGUGUGCGUGGGCCGCCUGCAAGAUGCAAGUGACUUCAAGCUGCAAGUGCUGCGUACUCAGGCGGAGCUGCAGGCGGGGCUGCAACAAGAGGCGCAUGUUAAAAAAGAAGAAUUAAUAGUGGAGUCAGAAACGGAGUAUGGAGAUGUGGCCGGUGACGAGCCGGUGUCGGUAGCAUUAGUCGGCGCGGCUGGAGCGGACCCGGAGCCGGCGCCGUCAGUGUCCUUGCGCGCCAGACAGCAGCUCGCGAUGGCUUGCUGCGUGAGGCUCGCGCGCCUCCGCGACUCCCCGCGCGCGAGCCAGCCGUGCCCCGCGCCGCCGCCCGCCACUGUGCAGCGAGAGCCCCGCACACAACUCUACACCUGCGACACUUGCCGGGCGCACUUCACACACAAGUCCACCUUACUCACACAUAUACAGAACCUUUGCGAACGAAGAAACAAACGUGAAACCUCCUUAAAACUGUUUACACAUAAAGGGAAAGUCAAAACAAAUGAGAAUACUCAGACUGAAGUUAAACUAUACGAAUGUAAGGAAUGUAUGAAGCGAUUUAGUCGAAAGUAUAACUUACGUAUACAUGAAAAAUAUCACAGUGGACUGAAACCUUAUGUAUGUAAGGUUUGUAACAAGCGGUUUACACAAAAACGGGAUUUAAAACGUCAUGAGAUAACUCACGGUGGAGUGAAGCCAUAUAUUUGUAAAGUUUGUAACAAGGGGUUUGCUCAAAAAGGGAGUUUGAACAAUCAUGAGAAUAUUCACAGUGGAGUGAAGCCAUAUGUAUGUAAGGUUUGUAACAAGCGGUUUACACAAAAAGGGGAUUUAAAACGUCAUGAGAUAACUCACGGUGGAGUGAAGCCAUAUAUUUGUAAAAUUUGUAACAAGGGAUUUAUUAAAAAAGGGAGUUUGAACAAUCAUGAGAAUAUUCACAGUGGAGUGAAGCCAUAUGUAUGUAAGGUUUGUAACAAGCGGUUUAUUCAUAAAAGGAACUUAAAAUAUCAUGAGAAUACUCACAGUGGAGUGAAGCCAUAUGUAUGUAAGGUUUGUAACAAGCGGUUUAUUCAUAAAAGGAACUUAAAAUAUCAUGAAAAUACUCACAAAGGAGUGAAGCCAUAUGCAUGUAAGGUAUGUAACAAGCGGUUUAGAUCUACAGGGCAUUUAGAAAGUCAUGAAAAUACUCACAGAGGAGUGAAGCCAUAUGCAUGUAAGGUAUGUAACAAGCAGUUUACACAAAAAGGGGGUUUAAAAUAUCAUGAGAAUACUCACAGUGGAGUGACGGCAUAUGUAUGUAAUAUUUGUAACAAGCGAUUUACUCAAAAAUACAGUUUAAAAUAUCAUGAGCGUACUCACAGUGGAGUGAAGCCAUAUGUAUGUAGGGUUUGUAACAAGGGGUUUACAUCUACAUCUAAUUUAAAAAGUCAUGAGACUACUCACAGUGGAGUGAAGCCACAUGUAUGUAAGGUUUGUAACAAGGGGUUUGCACUAAAGUCGACUUUAAAACGUCAUGAGAUAACUCACCGUGGUGUCAAAGCACAUACAGCACAAAAAAAAAGAGAAUGA
Molecule: messenger RNA, 1888 nt
Organism: Leguminivora glycinivorella
Lineage: Eukaryota; Metazoa; Arthropoda; Insecta; Lepidoptera; Tortricidae
Product: oocyte zinc finger protein XlCOF6-like
Exons: 4
Coding region: 167-1888 (573 amino acids)
Biological process (GO): regulation of transcription by RNA polymerase II
Cellular component (GO): nucleus
Molecular function (GO): RNA polymerase II transcription regulatory region sequence-specific DNA binding; zinc ion binding; DNA-binding transcription factor activity, RNA polymerase II-specific
Source: RefSeq, a predicted model, not a curated record